This is a messenger RNA of Psylliodes chrysocephalus, 1692 nucleotides long. The record is from the annotation of a GenBank genome assembly. NCBI's taxonomy places the organism in Eukaryota, Metazoa, Arthropoda, Insecta, Coleoptera, Chrysomelidae.
AUUAGAUAUCUAUUUUCAUGAAAAUGUCUCAACUAACCAAAACAGCCGAGUGUCUGCUCGUUAUUUUUAUGGUAGGAAUAGCGGCAGGACAAUAUGGAUACCCAAGCUAUCAAAAAAAUACAGGAAUAUUUCCAAAAGACUUUUUAUUUGGGGUAGCAACAUCGGCAUAUCAAAUAGAAGGAGCAUGGAAUGAAGAUGGAAAAGGUCCUAGUAUCUGGGAUGAUUUUACACACAAAAGGCCGGCGUCAAUAUUAGAUGGCAGCAAUGCAGAUGUUGCUUGCGACUCCUAUCACAGAUAUAAGGAAGAUGUUUUCUUAGCUUAUAAUCUUGGCGUGAAAAUGUACAGAUUUUCCUUUUCUUGGUCAAGAAUUUUCCCAACUGGUUACAACAACAAAAUUAACUACAAAGGAGUACAAUACUAUAAAAAUCUCCUAAAAGAAAUUCUAAAAUAUGGCAUGAUUCCUGUAGGAACGAUCUACCACUGGGAUCUUCCACAAAACUUAAUGAAUGACGGUAUUCAUUGGACCAACCCGGAAAUUAUACGCGUUAUGUUGGAUUAUUCCAGAUUUCUUUUUAAAACAUAUCCAGAAGUUGGAAUUUGGAUAACAAUUAACGAACCGCAUUGGCUCUGUCGACUGGGUUACAGUCUUGGUACCGGCGCACCUGGUAUUGUCAGCAAUGGUAGAGAAGAAUACAAAUGCACUUAUCUAGCUGUUAAAACUCAUGCUGCAAUAUAUCGAAUGUACAAAAAAGAGUUUCCACAUUAUAGAGCAAAAAUGGCUCCCAGUGUAGACUGUUUAUGGAUUGAACCCUUAGAUAACUCACCUGAAAAUAUAGCAGCUGCUGAACGACAAAUGCAAUUUGAAUGCGGCUUAUACUUUAAUCCUAUCUACGUAGGAGAUUGGCCGAAAGUGGUAAAAGACAGAAUUUACUAUAGAAGUAUGGCAGAAGGCUUCAAAACAUCUCGUCUUCCUUCAUUUACUCCUGAAGAAAUUAAGUUCAUAAGAGGCACUGCUGACUUUAUUGCAUUAAAUCAUUAUUUUACAACUCUAGCUUCAGACACGAUGGAAGCUCCUUUCUAUGAAACUAGUUACGAAAAUGAUAAGGGGGUUAAUAUUUCGCUUCAUCCUUCUUGGGUCGUACAAGAUAAUGGCAGAAACACAAUUGUUCCAUUUGGCGUCAGAAAAGUUUUAAAUUGGGUUAAGCAACGUUAUGGAAACUAUGAAAUUAUAUUGACAGAAAUUGGAAUGACCGAAAAUGGUACCUCUAUUGACGAUGAUAUUAGAAUAUCAUAUUUUACGGACUACUUCUGCAAUAUACUGGAUGCAAAAUACGAAGAUAAAGUCAAUGUAAAAGGAAUCAUAGCUUGGAGUCUGAUGGAUAAUUUUGAAUGGAUGUCUGGAUACACGUCUCAUUUUGGAUUGUACUACGUCAAUUCCAAGGAUCCUCAGAAAAGAAGAGUACCAAAGAAGUCUGUAAAAUUUUUUCAACAACUAACCCAAACAGGAAAAUUGAAAUGUGAUAAACCAAGUAGAAACUGGGCAGGUCCAGUACAAUUUAAUAUGAACGGCAAACCUAUUUUUCCGGGACAUAAUCAUGAUUAUCAUCAUCAUCAUCAUCAUCAUCCUUAUAACAGAUACUAAAUUCGGGCCGCAGAAAAAAAAGAUGUGCAAUAAUAAUAUAAAGGGCUUG